UCAUUCACUCUCAUCGGCCAGAUGACCAGUAUGGCACGCAUAACUCACCGUCGCAUCUCGCUCGUAUCGAGCAGCGCAAAAGUAGCCGGAAAGAAGUCGCGUGUUUGUCGAUGAUGUGUGCGUGAGGUAUCGAUCUUACAUCAUGGAAACGCAAUCAGUGUACCAGCUCGUUUGAUGACGACGAUGGCGGCGCUAGUUCGUCUUAAACGCGGUAGCGUCCAGCUAAGACACGCGGCACUCGAGGUCAGAGCGGCUGUACGGGCGCGACACAUUGUCGCCGCACUGGUCGCAGUUGGAUUUGCGCUUUGCGGCGCGGUCGAAGUCAGUUCCUCCGUCGCAUUACUAGCGAAUCAAAAAGACAAUCAUGCCAUCAUCGAUACAUCUUGGCACUGUGAUAUGCUGGUUAAUAUUAGCAGCCGCAAUCGCACCGAGGACUUUGAGAUUAUAUUUAUGGAGCUACCGCAGGAGGAGCGAGCGGAAUCGAUUAUGCGCGAGGCUUUCUUAUGGGGACAGGUCGCCGGCCCAAUUCUCGGAGGUUGCUUGGUAUGGGGUCGAUCCGGACCCUCUAUGGUGUUCUCACGCGCGGUUCUUAGCGCCUGUGUAGCGUCUCUGUUAGUACCUGCCGCCUGGCGCGGACCAUCGCACGUUGCGCUUCGUUUACUUCAAGGAUUAUGCACCGGCGCGACCAUGCCUGCUGCUCACAUGCUGGCUAUGACGUGGUUUAAGAGUAAUCACAGAAGUUGGUACUUCAGUUGUUACGCAGCUGUUAGCGUAGGUUAUUGCCUCACCGGAUGGCUGGGCACCGCGGUGGUGCGAACGUUCGGCCGCGAUUCUUUGUGUUACGGUCUGGUUCUUUUGGCGCUAUGCUGGUAUUUCGCCUUUGGUCGAUUCGUCAAGGAUACACCAAGGUCUUAUCAACACGAUACAAACGCAGCUGUAAUACCAUGGGGAAAAUUACUGAGAUCUGUACCCGUCUGGGCGUCCGCAGUAGCGACUAUGGGUAAUCAAUGGGGCGACGCGACGCUCGCUCUUGGCAUGACGAAAUACCUGAAGCUCAUAUAUGGUUUCUCUACAGCUAACGACUCGGUGUUGACCACAUUACCUCACAUCGGUCACUUCAUGGCUGCACUGACCUGUGGUCUUCUAGUAGAUCACGUCCGCGAGUCUAAAAUAGUUUCCACAACCACGGCGAGAAAGUUGGUCGUCUACACAGCCCAUUUCAUCCCCGCGGCUCUCCUUUUCGUCGCCGGUUACGCCGGAUGUCAGGCCCUGGGCGCAGCCUGGCUGGGAAUAGCAGCCCUUCUCGUUUCCGGUACUGCACCGGCCGGUGCACUAGCGGCUAUAGCCGAUCUCGCACCUGCGGAAUCGCCGGCGUGCGCCGCGGCCGCGUGCGCUCUCUGCUCUACGUUGGGCGCCGCAGGAUUGCUGGCUGCCAACUACUUCGUCACUCAGGCUCUUCAUGGCUCCAUCGCCGGCUCUUGGCGAUUGGUGUUCGGCGUCGCAUCCGUCGUCUUGUUAACGACCGCUGCGGUUUUUCUCGCGCUCGGCAAAGGCGUUCCGCAACCGUGGAUCCCAUCGGUGGCGAGACCGCGGAGUCACGACGUAAUCUACGAGCAGGACGCCUUCGAGCUCGAUCACGAGGACGUGGGCGUGCAGACCGAGCCUUAUGGGCCCUACAUGCUGGAGGAUGACGUCGAGAGCCUGAAGAACGUGCCUCGCUCCGCGUCUAUUCAUUCUAAGCUCUCGGUGGCUUCUAAUUGAAUUUCCAUUGCCUAAGUGCAAAUUCUCUGUGCCAUUUUUAUAUGCCCCAUUUUACAAGGAUAUUUCUUCGUGUUUUUUUUUUUUUUAUAACAAUAGAGAAGAUUGUACAAUAACUGUAUCACGAACACAGCGUUUGAUUAACACGAUGAAUGUAUAUAAUACUUUAAGAAUAAGAAUUAUAUAUUUAUACGAUUAAGAAUAAAGAAUAAUCAAAGAAUACUGUAAUAAAAAAAAGAUCUACUAAAAAUCUAUAUAUUUGUUUUUUGUCAAUGUAUAAUCUGUAAGCGGAUCUACACUUCUCACAAAUAAAAAUUUUUUUAUUACAUAUUGUCGCUGAUUUAGCGAAACAUCAUUUUGAGAGCAUUGACUGUUCUAGAGAUAAAAACAUUGCGAAAUAAUGUCAUGAAUAAUAAUGAAUAAAUUUGCCGACUCGUAGAAAGUCGAUUAGAACACAACGGUAGGCUAAGAAAUUCGACGAGAUCGCAUGUAUCAAGUAAGUAUUGUAAGUUUUUGUCUCAGAUCUACUCGCUUUCAACUAUUGUUGUAGCAGCCUCGCUUCAUCAGAAUGCAUUGCCGCGAUUUUCUCCAGUUAUUUCCUAACUCUCGUUGCAUACAAAUGUAUACAUUACGCGCGUACUGUUUUGUGAGACAAUGUGUGCCCGCGAUGACGACUUUCUAUCUCUGGAGAAAGAUCGAGAGAAAAGACCGACGCUCUAAUUAAAUAAUUUUGCUGCCGGUUUGUCCUUAUCGCGUGUCUUGAUCUUAUCGUGAAACUUACCGCGCCUCUACGCCACUGUAUCUAGCGUGCACGGAAUACCGGAAGACGUGAGUAAGAUCACUGUCCGUUUCAACGACUGUCUCCGUGUUCUAAUGACGACGUCGGCCUUUCACAUGCACGCGUGCAUAUCCGGCGCAUGCGGAAAAAUUGGAACGCUAUUUAAGUAACCGCGGAAAACUACCUGCCAUUCACCGUGAAUUCAGAUAUAUAUAUAUUUUGCACUUUUUACGCGUUUUUUUUCCGCGAAACUCGUUUAAUCUACAUUCUCGAACGUGUAUUAUAAGUACAACAUAUGUUGUUGGCUUUAUGAUUAUUGGUAUAUGUUUGAUUUUAUUUAUUAGUAACUAGAAAGUAUAUAUAUGUACAUGUUUAUUCUUUUUAAGUAAAUUUUCUAGAGUAAAUUUCGGAUAAGCUUAUCUGAAUUUUAUUCUGUUUUAUGAUAUGUCAAUAUUGAUAAAAUUUUAUUCGUGAUGCUUGCAUUAGUUAAUAAUUCUCAUACGCGCGAUAAUCACGAUGAUUACCGAGUAAUUAUUUCAAUCCAUUUUUCGUCCGAUGGAUUAAUAAAUCGCGUGCUAUUAAUAAAAUUUAUCUCUUUAAUAUUCUUUCUCAUCGUGUUGACUCGCUUUUUCGUAUUUCCUUCUCGGACAUGUGAUUGUUCCGCUUCACGGCUCUAGAAAUACACGUGAGAUAUUCGUGUCGUGUCAUACGUAACGCUUUUGCGAAUGAAGAAUUUGCCCGCGGACAACACGCGGACACUCCGAAUGCGUGGAAACCGCGAGCGAGAUCUCAUAAUCCCCGCCUACAACUGCGUAUAUUCGCGCACGACUAAUGCAACUUUGUUGUGUAGAUCCGACCGGGAAAGGAGUGUCGCAAUUACCAGCGACGCUAAUUACCGCCGGUAGACGCGUUAUACUAUUCUUUCCCGGUUAACAGCGACUCUCAGGGACUUAUGAAAUGAGUUCUCACACAACUCUAUCGUCUCUCUGACUCUUUCUUUAUUUUUCGCGAUGCAUAUAUAUAUCACACUAGUCUCUCUUACGUAACGCCGUAUUUACAGUCAGUAAGUAGUGAGUAAGCUAGAGAUGUCUUAGAAACUAAAGCUUUUGCCGAUGCUGUUCUUUUUUUGCCGUGAGAUUAUUUUUUAAUUAAUCAGCUUAGGUAUAAAGAUGCACUAGCGACGAUUUAUCGAUCAAUAAUUUUUGUUUUGUUUUUGUUAUUAAUUAAUGUAAACGUGUUGACAUAUAAUGUCAACAAACUUAUGUUGCAAUGUUUACAAUAUCAUUAUACCAUUGUGUAUUACAGGCGGAGGUAGUACCCAUUCACCAAUUUCGUCAUUCCAUUGUUCUUUCUCCAUUAUCAAAUAGUAUAAAUUUGAUGCAAAUUAGCGGCGUGUGAGAAAUAAAAUUUCGCGAUAAAAUUAUAUGAUAAGCUGAAAGGAAGAUAAGUAUACGAGAAAAUGAUACGUGUAUGUUUGAAAAAAAUUCCAGAAUCUAAAAUAUUUCUUAAUCGAAUAUAUGCUGAUGCAUCUAUUUCAGUAGAUAUUAAUAUGCAACGGCAAAUGAUAAAUAUGCGCUAUCGUGCAGAAGAUCGGAUUGCGCGGCGACGAUUUCCCUUUUGUGAAACCGAUCCGAUUCAUUAACGACACAAAUGUGCGGGUUGCAUGUGCGAUAUUGGUCCUUACACGCGGAUGGACAUAUCCGUUUG
This is a messenger RNA of Cataglyphis hispanica, 4243 nucleotides long. Its product is annotated as sialin-like. NCBI's taxonomy places the organism in Eukaryota, Metazoa, Arthropoda, Insecta, Hymenoptera, Formicidae. The transcript is spliced from 9 exons. The record is from RefSeq and is a predicted model, not a curated record. Gene Ontology annotation, cellular component: plasma membrane. Gene Ontology annotation, biological process: monoatomic anion transport; transmembrane transport. Bases 175 to 1761 code for a protein of 528 amino acids. Gene Ontology annotation, molecular function: transmembrane transporter activity.